Messenger RNA from Elaeis guineensis (African oil palm), 1408 nucleotides. RefSeq names its product omega-amidase, chloroplastic. The record is from RefSeq and is a predicted model, not a curated record. NCBI's taxonomy places the organism in Eukaryota, Viridiplantae, Streptophyta, Magnoliopsida, Arecales, Arecaceae. Gene Ontology annotation, molecular function: omega-amidase activity. Gene Ontology annotation, biological process: L-glutamine metabolic process; oxaloacetate metabolic process. Gene Ontology annotation, cellular component: mitochondrion.
UUCGCUGCUUCACGCCACCCCCGCCCUAUUUCUCUUCCUCUCCCUCACUUCUCUUCGAGCGAUGAGAGCAGGAGUCGGCUUCCUCUCCUCAUCCGCCGGUUUCCUUACCGCUGAUCUCUUCCCCUCUUCUCACCUCCCUCUCAAACCAAUCCUCUUCCCCUCCACCAAUCCUAAUCGGAUCGCGGUGAAGACGCCGCCGCCACCGCCGACUCGCCGGCCCCUCACCGCUGCCUUCUCCGCCAUGGCGUCCGCCUCCAAGCCCAAGGAAGCUAGGGUUCCGCCUGCCCUCCAGCUUCUCACUCCGCCCGUCUCCAAGUUUAAGAUCGCUCUUUGCCAAUUGGCGGUGACUGCGGACAAGGAGAGGAACAUCGCCCAUGCUCGCAAGGCGAUCGAGGAGGCCGCUGGAAAGGGGGCAAAGCUCGUCCUCUUGCCUGAAAUAUGGAAUAGUCCCUACUCCAAUGAUAGCUUUCCAGUGUAUGCUGAGGAUAUUGAAGCUGGUGGUGAUGCAGCUCCCUCUUUUUCAAUGCUGUCGGAAGUUGCUCGGAAUCUGCAGAUUACAAUUGUUGGUGGAUCUAUACCAGAACGCUCGGGUGAUUGUUUGUACAACACAUGCUGUGUCUUUGGUGCAGAUGGGAAGCUCAAGGGCAAACACAGGAAGAUACAUCUUUUUGACAUUGAUAUUCCAGGAAAGAUUACCUUCAAGGAAUCAAAGACUCUUACUGCUGGGCAGCAUCCUACCAUUGUAGAUACAGAUGUAGGACGUAUUGGCAUAGGUAUUUGUUAUGACAUCCGUUUUCAGGAACUAGCAAUGUUAUAUGCAGCAAGAGGUGCUCAUUUGCUGUGCUAUCCUGGGGCAUUUAAUAUGACUACUGGUCCCCUGCAUUGGGAAUUGCUACAAAGGGCAAGGGCUGCUGAUAAUCAGUUAUUUGUGGCUACUUGUUCACCUGCUCGCGAUAGUAGUUCUAGUUACGUUGCUUGGGGUCAUUCCACACUUGUUGGACCGUUCGGAGAAGUGAUUGCAACCACCGAGCAUGAGGAGGCAAUCAUUGUUGAUGAGAUUGAUUAUUCAUUAAUUGAGCUUAGAAGGUCAAACCUUCCACUUGAAAAGCAACGUCGUGGGGAUCUGUAUCAGUUGGUAGAUGUCCAGAGGCUGAAUUCUGAGUAGACAAAAAGGUGGGCAUGGCUGUUUCACUGGUGAAUUACUCACCAUGUCCUUGUCAAUGCUGAGAAAUGCUUCAAUCAGAUGAGCUGUCUGUUUGGACUUUUGUGAGGGCAUUUAAUGGAUCCUAUAAAAUAUCUAGUGCCCUUUCAUACCUAGAAUCUGGAAGGCUUAUCUGUCCAUGGAUCGAUGUUGUAUUCAACACUGUAUUCAAUAAUGUUGCGAUCAUUGAGCAAUUUCUUUACUAAA